CUGUGUGUUGUAGCGGAGCGGCUGUGAGUCCGGCUGUUGUCCCCGACGUCUCCCCCUCUCUCUUUCUCUUCCCUCCCUCUCAUCUCUCUACCUGUCCUCUUGAUUGCAUUCCCUGUGCAUGCAGCGACGCGGGGGGAUGAGCAAGUCGUGUUUGGCAGAACACAGUUGCAAGUUAUGAGAGGUUUGCGCGCAAAUCCACCGAAAUCCACGGGCAGUUUAGCAGAGAACGAGAACGAUACACAAUGCAACGUGAUGCCGUGAAAGGUGGGACGUCAGUAGACGGUGAAGCUACAGCGACCACGCCAGGGCUGAGUUGUCCCGUCACCUUGCGAGGCAGUCCGACAACAAACACGCAGCAAGAGAACACAGCAGGCAGGAAAGAGACAGACACGGCAGCCACCGAGAAUGUGAUGAACAUGACAAACGCGGAGACCAUAUGGAAGGUGACAAACACGGAGACCACAGACAACGUGACAGACGGCGACGCGGUCCAUCAACUGGACAUCGUGGAGAUCGGGGGUUUGGCGCACACCGAUCACGGCUGGGCGUGGAUGGUGCUGGUGGGCGCUUCCAUGAACAUGUUCGUUAUGUACGGCGCAGUCUCUUCCUUUCCAGUGCUGUUCGUAGAGUUUGUGUCGGUGUUCGGGGAUAGGACGAGCCUGAUCGCUCUCGUGGGAUCGCUGCAGACCGGAAUGACACUAAUGUCAGGUCCUGUGUUCAGCCGACUGUCAGAGAAGUAUGGCUAUCGGCUGGUGGUGACGACAGGAGGGAUGCUGGCUACAGCUGGCAUGUGUAUCAGUUAUGCUGCACCAGCGGAUCUCAACGUGUUGAUCUGUGCAUACGGCCUAAUGGCAGGCAUUGGAAGAGUAAAUGAAUUUUACACACCUUCCUUGUCAUUAACGGACUUUAUUUCGACAAGAAGCGUUCUCUGGCGAAUGGAGCUGGGAGGCAACAGCGCGGAGCCGUGGUGCGAUGAUCAGUUUGGCCGGCAUUACCUACAGAGCGUAGCAGCUGGCGCCCUCUUCCGGGAAAUACCGCAAUCGUCGAAGGACGCGCUGGCCGAGCGCCGCGGCGAGGGCGGCCGUCUCAUGAUGCCGCUUACGAACACGAAGAAGUUCGUACUUCACUGCAUGAAUCAUCUACUGAACUCGUUCAGUCUGAACGUGCUCGUGACGUUCGGUGUGUUGUACGGCGUCCGGCAGGGCUUGAGUCUCUCGCAGGCUGCUCUCAUGAUCACAGUUCUCAACAUCUGUAACGUCGUGCUGCAAUUCGUCGUGUCGUCGCUCGCCGACCGCUCGUUGUUCUUCCGUCGCAUCGUCUUCGUCGUCGCGACCAUCAUCAUCGGCGUCACCUACUUCUUGUUCCUGCUCGCACGCGAACUGUGGGUGUUCGUGAUCUGCUGUGUGCUGUACGGGUGCGCCUACGGCGCUAGAGCGAGCCUGGAAACGACAAUGCUGGUGGAUUUGUUCGGCAUACAGAAUCUACCGAUGGUUCAGGCGUUCUACCUUUUUUCCUAUGGUCUAGGAGGUCUCGUCGGGCCUCUUGCAGCAGGAUUCCUAGUGGACUAUACGGAGAUGGUGAAACCAGUCUUCAUUCUAUCUGGAGUCAUUGGUUUCGGCAGCGCAGCGGCGCUAGGUGGCGUCUUCUAUAUCGACUACAAACAGAGUCACAUGCCGCAAGAAUCAACUCACCAACAAAGUACGGAGACAGUGGUCAGCGCAUUAUAGAAAGCGUUAAACUAGGACGGAAGCAUUACUGGAACUUUCAUAUACUCGAGAAAGUGCUCACGCCU
Molecule: messenger RNA, 1792 nt
Organism: Priapulus caudatus
Lineage: Eukaryota; Metazoa; Priapulida; Priapulimorpha; Priapulimorphida; Priapulidae
Product: monocarboxylate transporter 13-like
Exons: 6
Coding region: 243-1727 (494 amino acids)
Biological process (GO): transmembrane transport
Molecular function (GO): monocarboxylic acid transmembrane transporter activity
Source: RefSeq, a predicted model, not a curated record